Molecule: messenger RNA, 2883 nt
Organism: Pleurotus ostreatus (oyster mushroom)
Lineage: Eukaryota; Fungi; Basidiomycota; Agaricomycetes; Agaricales; Pleurotaceae
Exons: 8
Coding region: 1-2883 (960 amino acids)
Biological process (GO): protein deubiquitination
Cellular component (GO): cytosol; nucleus
Molecular function (GO): cysteine-type endopeptidase activity; cysteine-type deubiquitinase activity
Source: RefSeq, a predicted model, not a curated record
AUGGCCAAGAUACGGACAAUAUUCAAGCAACAUCCUGCGAACCAGAAUACAGGCAAUGGGCCCACACCUGCAAAAUCCGACAAGGACGCCGUCUUGCCAGUGCUGAGCACGGCAGAUGCGAAGAAAUUUGGGCUGGAGAAUUUCGGGAAUACUUGCUACGCGAACUCUGUCAUACAGGCUUUGUAUUUCUGCGCACCAUUCCGGGACCUUACGAUACAUAGUGCCACAUCCUCCUCACCGACGCUAGGGACCCCCUCUACGUCUGGAACUACUUCCGUGCCCCCCAUCGAUUCGAUACCAUACUCACCGUCGAAACCGCCAAUAUCAACGACACCCAUACCCAUACCACCACAUCCCCCAACGCUGUUCUCGGCGCUACGUUCUUUAUAUGCUCACAUAUCCACAAACCCGGCCGAGCGAGGCACGGUAGCACCCCGCGCCUUCAUUGACAAGCUCAAAGAAGUGAACGAGAUAUUCCGAUCAACCACAAUGCAUCAGGACGCCCACGAGUUUCUCAACUUCCUGCUGAAUAAAAUAGUAGAGGAGAUCGAGGAGGACAAGCGGUCUGUCCAACAGGCUAAAGAGAAGGACUCAACUUCAGGCAUAUCUCCGCAUGAUGCCACACUAGUGCAUAAGUUAUUCGAAGGCGUGCUGACGAGCGAGACCAGGUGUCUAACGUGCGAGACUGUUUCUUCCCGUGACGAAUCCUUUCUCGAUCUCUCAAUUGACAUCGAGCAGAACUCGAGCGUAACCGCUUGUCUACGACAGUUUAGUGCUAGUGAGAUGCUUUGUCAGAAGAACAAAUUCUUCUGCGAUUCCUGUUGUGAUCUCCAGGAGGCUGAGAAACGGAUGAAGAUCAAGCGGCUUCCGAAUGUAUUGGCUUUACACUUGAAGCGGUUUAAGUACCAAGAAGACCUACAGAAAUAUGUCAAGCUUGCGUACCGCGUCGCGUUUCCAUUCGAACUACGGCUGUUCAACACAGUGGACGAUGCCGAAGAUGCCGACAGAUUGUAUGAAUUGUUUGGAAUUGUUGUGCACAUCGGAAACGGGCCUCAUCACGGGCACUACAUCUCGAUCAUCAAGACCCUAGGUUCAUGGCUAGUGUUCGACGAUGUCACCGUAUCACCAAUCGCGGAAGCAGACAUUCCUAAAUACUUCGGUGACCCUGCGGGGUCAAGCUCCCCAAAUUCAGGGUCGGCAUAUGUCCUUUACUAUCAGGCCAUAGACAUUGACUUGGUUGGGUUGGGGCUGAAGGAGCCGGAGCCGGAGCCAGCACCAGUGACUCGGGGUGUUGUUGUCGAGCAACCAGUCGGCUUGGGUGUGACCUUGGACGGUACAGUGAGUGGAGGGAGUGUCGAAGAAUCACCAGCUUUGCCUCCUGGGCUCUCCGUUGAAGUGUCUGCUGUCAGCACGCCAGAGGGGUCAACGUCAAUACCACUUCCCCCGCCUGCGUUGCAAUUGGAUACUACGGCUCUGGACAAGCCAGUACCAAACGGCGUUGCUUCAAGCAUGAGUCCGCCAAAGACCGGGAUGAGCAAUUUCAUGUCGAGCAUACGACGCUCCGGUAGUCAGAGUGGGUACGCCGAACCCGGUCGGAAUGGUAUCGACGGGCGUCAACAUGGCUUAGAUCUGAGCCCCCGACCUACGAACGGCGUUGCUGGUUCAGAUGAGGAGAUUGGGACAGUGCCUGAGGCAGAUGAAAGUGAUCAGAAGAGUGACCAGAAGGAGAAGAGGAAGGAACCAGAGAAGAAGGGGAAGUGGUUGUUCAACAGGAGGAGCAUUCGCUUGGGUGACAGGGAUAAGGAUAAAGACAAGGAAAAGAACGGGAGGCAUGGCCAUGGGGCAUCCGCCUCUGAGUACAAUGCACCUUCGGGCGUCCCAGACCCGUCUCCGUCGAGCGGGCAUUGGUUUAAGACGUCCGGCCAUUCCAAACCUCCUCGCAGACCAUCAGAACCUGUUAGCUUCUUCAACCCAUCGCACUUUGGCUCCGAUCCAAUGCAUAGCAACGGCCACAAUACCCUAAACCACACACAAAACGGGCUCACCCCAGAUUCUUCCUAUACAAAUGGCUCAGAACCUCAAGAUCCAUCGCCGAAGACAUCGAAGGCUAGACCAAAGACGAGCACCGGCGCUUCUCUGGCAAUGACAGAGAUAAACGGAGAUCUGACGAACGGGUACGACUCGGCUAAAUCUACAUCGUCGUCGCAUCUUUCUACUCCCCUAUCCUCCUCACCGCAACCAAUCACCGGGAGUCGCUCGAUGGACCCUCAGCUUGCUUCUUCCUCGUCGAGUCCCAACGGUAGGGAAAGUUGGCACCCACGCCCGCUACCUCCCGUCCCUCGAUCUCCAGACCACAAGAAAUCCCUCACGCAUCUUCCCAGCAUGACGAAAGACAUACUUCGUGGUUUGCCGUCUAUUCCCCGGCCAUCGACUGCUGGUGGCCGUCCAUCUUCUAAAUACUCAGCGGAGCCGCCCGUACCUUCUCCUGCUCUUCCAGCGGCUUAUGCAAAUCAUUCGCGGGCAAAGAGCAAUGGCUACAAUUCUGGAUCGCAGCACGAUCCGGAUGCUACCAUGAAGGGCAAAGACAGGGAUAAUAGCAACUACACCCCCGGGCUGAGGACAUCGGCGGCGCUAGAUGAUGUUGCAUCCCCCAAUUUCGUGAUGAGCUCUCCGGAAAACGCCCUCGCGUCGACUGCUACAGUUGGUAGUGGAAGUAGCAGUGCCAGCUCGAAUCUCAAGAAAGCGACUCGCAAGCUCAGUCUUGGCUUCGGGCGGCGGGACAGGGAAGAACGCCAUCGAGAGAAAGACAUCCGUGACAGAGAGAAACUCAAGGAGAAGACCAAGGAUCCGACUUUGUUCCCUGGACUAUCGCCUAGGUUCUGA